UUGGCAUAUUCUGUAUCUUAACAUAGGGAGUAACAAUUCUAUAAAAUCUAUAUCUAUAUUUAGUAAAAAAUUGAUCUUUUUUUGUUGUAUUAAUCUGUGAACACAAAACAAACGUUUAUUAUUUGAUACAUUGAUAUCGCUAUAUUUAACUUUUGAAUAAAGCAUACGCGUUUCGAAAACAAUUCGUCUAUAAGUUAGAGUAUUUGGUAAAAAUUAAACUAAAAACUCUUUAGGAUAAUAAAUCAUUGCAACAUAACCUUUAUGAUGUCAGUAAGUUACUAUUUUCAUAUGUGACAUUGCUAUGGACGAUGACUCUAAAGACUUAAGAAAGAAUAAACCUCAACAAAAACUUUAUAAACCAGGUAGUGGACCUUUAAGAAGAUCGAAAUAUGGUUCGGAUGCCAGGAUGGAAUCUUAUGAUAUAGAUGAAGGCCUCAAGGGCAGGAAUAGAAGUCACUAUGGCUCUGUAAAUUCAGUGAAUGGUGAUACUGAAAUAUAUAAUAAAGAGCAAAUGGUUAGCAAUCGAUAUCGUAAACCAGAACAACAACUUUAUCAAGCCAGAUCAGGAGAUUCGUAUUAUGAAAACGAUAGACUGUCUAAGACACAAACACGCAGUGAUCAUUCUAGUCAGUACAAAAGACCAAUGACAAGCAAGCAGGAUAAUCACGGUGGUAAUGUAGGGUCAUAUACAAGUUCCAGAAAGGAUACGCAAUAUAAAGGUGGGGUGUCAAAUGAUAUAAACUUUAAUAGACAAGUUAACCAGGAAUCUAUAUCAAGAUCAUCUUCGCCUGCAAAGAGUGUCCAUGGUAUGAAUUCUCUGGAACGCAACAGGGAUAGUAGAAGUAUGGAAACAUGGGCAGGAAGAUAUAAGUCUAAUUCUGGAGGAAAACCUCCAUCAGGUCGGAGAAAUUCUGCAGGUUUUUCAGCAGAAAAUAUACGUCAUAAACAUGUAGUAAACUUAGAUAAUAUACCUCCAAGAUUUAGGAAAAAGUAUUUAGAACAAUCUGGUCAUCACAGCAUUGAAAGUAUUGACCAAUUCAAUAGAGGUCCACAUAAUGAUUUAUCCCAAUCUUCAUACAGUUCUGGUCAAAUUCAAGGUUCUUGUUGGUCUCAAACUUUGCCGUCUCGGGGCAGGGGCAGACUAAGAGACCAUGAGCACUUUGACAGAGAAAAGUUUAUUAAUUCUUACUUAAAGAACUAUGAUGUUCAUAAUUCUCAUCGAUCAACACCAAGCAGUUCGUAUAUAAACUUGUAUGAACCUCAUGAAAUGGAAAAUAGAAAUAUAUAUAAACAAAGUGAAAAUCAACCGCUACAUGAUGAGGGUUAUGAAAAUGGGUCCAAAAAUGGGAUAGAUAACUAUGUUAAUGAGACAGACAAAGAUGUGAGCAAACAUGAAAGUGAAAAUUCAAAGGACAGUGAAACAUUUCCGACAAGUCUCUCUGAUAUGACAAACUUGGAUUGGACUGAAGAGGUUGAAAAGAAUAUAAAAUUAGAUGAAAUCUCAGAAACAUCUACAAGUUUUUCUCAAAGUGUGAAGCCUUUACAGGAAGUUAAAGCUUCUGAAUCUAAAGACCCUAAAAGGAGAUCUCGCAGACGAGAUAGAAGAAGCAGCAGUAGGGGACAUAAGAAUCCAGAAAAGAAGGAUCGUAAUAGAAAAGACAGUAAUGUAAGCAUACAAAAUGAACCAGAACGAAACCGCAAAGACAGCAAUGCUAGUAUUCAGUAUGAUAUGAAUCUUUCUGGACUCAAACACCGAGAAAGAGAGAGAAGAGACAGCCAUCGGAGUAACCGUUCAUCAACUAUUGGAAAUAGCCGAGAUGAUCUAGACAGAUGGAGGUCUUUGCGAUCAUAUAGUCGAGAACAAAGCACUGAACGGAGAAUAGUGUCACAGUGCAACAGCAGAGAUACAUCAGUGAAUAGAGCUUUAAGUCCACGAGACAACGAAGGAUUUAGAGUUCCGUCAAUGGCACCUAAGAGUGGAAAUUGGUCUUCAACAAAUCAGAAGAGGAACGAGAGUUCUUGGGCGAGCGGUCGCCAAACGAGCGCGGAGAGGAGGCGUCACUCUCCCGCGCCAAGCGUAGCAAGCAUCGAGCCGGCCGGCGAGAGUGUAGACACGGGCUCCUCGGCCGCCGGCAGCGCGCGCCGGUCCCGCAAGCGCGCCGGCCGCAGGCGCGGGAGGAACGCCGAGAAUGUGCAGCCGUCACCACAUCCGCCGGGCUCUACGCCCGCACCGACCAAUGUCAACUGGCGCGAGGAAAUCCUCGAAGCGAAAAAGCAUCAACCUCCCGAACGGUUACAAGAGAACUCUCAUCAGCGGAAUCGAUUAAAUAGUGUUUUAUCAGACAAAUCAGUCAGUGAUGUUUCCUCAUCACAACCAGGACUUUUAGUGUUGCCACAGGGCUCUUCCACACACUCGCAUAAAGAUCAAGUGCGUGGUGGUAUGAAUGGACACCAGAAAACACUAUAUGACCAUCACAACCCUUCAAAACCUAUUAUUGUGCAAACUAAUUCAACAAAACCUGACAUGAGAAUGGACAGAGCUGAGCGUCGUGGUUCAGGUAUGAAGGAGUCGUCUCGCAACGGGCUGGGCUACGAGGUGUGCGAGGCGGGCGAGGCGGGCGAGGCGGCGCGCGCGGCGCGGCACGUGGCGCUGCUGCAGCAGGUGGAGCGCGCGGACGCGAUACUCAAGACGCACACGGUGCGCGGCCCGCUCGCGCUCGCCGCCAACUGGCAGGACGUGACCGAGACUAGAAAGUUCUUACAAAGUGCUCUACAAAGACUGCUUAUGUCUGAUCUCAAAUUUUGCCAGGCUGAUAAUAUAGAGCAGCAAUUUUGGAAAAUUCUUUAUUAUCAUUUCAUUGAAACAUUGAGGAAAAGUAUAACACAAGUUACACCGGAACAAAAAGUUGAAAUAGUGAAGUUAAUAAACACAAUCAUAGAUGAGGGUGUUGUCUUUUUCGAGAAUCUCAUACAAAUGCUAGAGAAAACAUAUAAAUUCAAUACUGAAGAUUAUUUAAACGAGAAUCAUGCAUUACCACCGAAAGGCCUUGGCUAUGUUGGAUUAGCUAUGGUUUCAGUACAAAAACUGUAUGUAUUCCUUGGGGACUUGGCAAGAUAUAAAGAGCAAGUGAAUGAAACAAAUAAUUAUGCAAAAAGUAAAUUCUGGUAUACGAAGGCACAGCAAGUUAAUCCUAAAAAUGGUAGACCAUAUAAUCAGCUGGCUAUUUUAGCUAUAUAUGCUAGGCGAAAACUGGACGCAGUUUAUUAUUAUAUGAGAAGUUUAAUGUCAUCGAAUCCAUUUCAAUCUGCAAGAGAAAGUUUACUAUCACUUUUUGAAGAAAAUAGAAAAAAGUACGAGGCGGCGGAGCGCAAGCGGCGCGCGGCGGCGGAGAGCAAGGGCGCGGAGGGCGGGGGCGCGGGCGCGGGCGCGGGCGGGGGCGCGGAGGGCGCGGGCGAGGGCGGCGCGGCGCGGCGCGAGCUGUGGGUGCGCCCCGGCGCGUCGCGUCCGCACUCCACCCGCAUGAUGCAACACGACUUCGACGCCAUGACACCUGUCGAGUUGAAUAAAACCUUUAUAACCGCGUAUUUGCAUGUUCACGGAAAGUUAAUAACAAAAAUUGGGUAA
Molecule: messenger RNA, 3625 nt
Organism: Zerene cesonia (dogface butterfly)
Lineage: Eukaryota; Metazoa; Arthropoda; Insecta; Lepidoptera; Pieridae
Exons: 14
Coding region: 302-3625 (1107 amino acids)
Biological process (GO): nuclear-transcribed mRNA catabolic process, nonsense-mediated decay
Cellular component (GO): telomerase holoenzyme complex
Molecular function (GO): telomeric repeat DNA binding; telomerase RNA binding; protein binding
Source: RefSeq, a predicted model, not a curated record